Messenger RNA from Coturnix japonica (Japanese quail), 4755 nucleotides. The record is from RefSeq and is a predicted model, not a curated record. NCBI's taxonomy places the organism in Eukaryota, Metazoa, Chordata, Aves, Galliformes, Phasianidae.
CCCGUGUCCCCCGAUCCGUGCGGCCCCACGUCGCGGUGUGCUCACAUCCCGUGUCUCCGUGCCCCGGCUCCUCCGAUCUACCCGUCCCCACCCCGACGUUGCUCUGUCACCACGUCCCCCACUCUCAGAUCCCCCUUUUCCCGUAUCUUCCCUUAUCUCCGUAUCCUCCGAUUUACCCGUCGCUACGUCCCCGUGCCUCGUAUUCCCAAAUCCCCGUGUCCCCGGAUCCCCGUAACCCCACAGAUCCUUCUCCCCGUGCUCCCUCGUUCCCCAUCUCCAUUUCCCCAUACGCCCCAGAUGUUCUCAUGCCCUCGCAUCCUUGUCUCCACGCCCCAUAGUUCCCUCACACCCCACACCUGAUACCCCGCACCCCUGAAUCCUGGUGCCCGCACACCCCGCACACCCCCCAUUCCCUCUCUCCCCCCCUUCCCCGCCCCGCCCCGCGCCCUCCCCCGGGGACGCCCUUCUGCCACCGAAGGCGCCUCCGCCGCCGGUGCAGAACGGGCACGGCUCCGCGGGCACCGCCGCCACGACCGCCCGAAAGCGACAGCGACCGCCGCCUCCCGACGCCCGCAACAUGCUCCGCCGUGCCCUGUGACAGCUCUCUGUGGACCGGCUGAGCGCGGAGCAGGCGCUGGACAUGAAGGAGCAGGAGUGGGCCGGCCCCGAGGCAUUGUGCCCGGGCUGGCAGGAGGAGGAGGUGCCCGACGGCGAGGGACCCGGGGACAGAGCGCACCCCGACCCCACCGCCCACGCCUACGAGGUGCUGCAGCGCACCCUGCGCCUGGAGGGGUGGCCCCUCACCAUAGACCGCACCGCCCAGCCACGCACCGGAUCUGGCCCGCUGGAUAUGACUGUGUGCAUCCUGGGCUCCCCCACUGCCUUCCUGCCAAUCUUGCUGGAGGGUGGCACCCGCUGCCCAGGUGCCAUGGUGCUGUGCCUGGCACCCACCUGGGCCAGCCGUGCACCCUCAGACACGUCACCAGGCUCGUGGUCCCUGCUGCUCUCCAGGGGGGUCUCCUUCGAGGCAGGGGGCUGCACUGCCCUGGAAGAGUUUGUGCCUCCCCGACGUGCUACCUACGUCACCGGCACCUUUGGGUCCGAGGGCAGCUGGGAGGAUGAGCUGGCCCGUGACCUCGACUGCCCCACUGGGGGCUCAGCACCGCUGGCACGCUGGCUGGAGGACCCCCUGCUCUCUCGCUGGUUGCUGUCUGCCCAUGCCGGCCUGCCCGUGCCCCCCACCCUGGCCUUCAUCACGGGGCAAUGGGACACCCUACCUGAGGAGCCCAAAGCACCGGGGGUGCGCCUGGUGCGGCUGCAGGACCCCCAGGGCCAGGAGAGCCUGGUGCGGGACGAGGUGGGCGCCUUCCUGGAGGGCAGCACCAUGCAGCCCUACGACCAGGUGGUAGUACGGCUGUCGGGGUGGCGGUGGCGUGGAACGGAUCCCCGCAGCACCCACAGGAAGGGGGAGGGCGAGGCGGUGGCGCAGGAGGUGGCAGCUCUGCUGGAGGGGCUACGCGAGGAGGAGAGCGUCCUGCUGGAAGCCGUGGUGCCCACCGCCCGCCUGCCCACGCUGCCUCCACGCAGCGCAGCCCCGCGGCUGCCCAUGGCCCUGCGCGUCUGCACCGUCGUCUGCCGGUCCUGGGGAGACCGGCCCCAGCUCUGCCAGGUGUCCUGCACUGCGGGGCGGGCAGAGGUGCCGGUGCGGCACGGUUCGGCGCUGCCCAUGGGUCUGGACUCCAGCCUGCAGCAGUGGGGCCUGGCAGAUGCAGCGCAGCGGCAGGCACUUGCAGGGCGGCUGCGGGAUGACGCCGAAGCUGCCAUGGCUGCCAUCCUAGCAGCAGAGAGCAAGCUGAGCCCCGCUCAGCGUGGUGGUGCCCGCGCCCGCACUGAUGUCCUCGGUGUGGAUUUCUUGUUGGCGUGCGUGGACGACACACUGGAGCUGGUGGCCCUUUCGGCCAACUGCCUGCGCUGCAUGGAGACGUGCCUGCUGGCUGAGGGCAUGGGGCACGAUGUGGGGCAGCCUGCCGGGGACCUGCCGCGACUGCUGGCUGAGUGCAAGCUGCACUGGGCUCAGUGCCGCCUCGUGGAAGGCAAGAACAUCCUGCUGAUCGGGGCUGGGGGAGUCAGCAAGAGCUUCGUCUGGGAGGCAGCACGCGAGUACGGCCUGCGGAUCCACCUGGUGGAGUCGGACCCCGAGCACUUUGCGGCAGGGCUGGUGGAGACCUUCCUGCCCUACGACAGCCGGGAGCACCGUCGGGACGAGGAGCACGCCGAGCACGUGCUGGAGAUGCUGCGGGCCCACGGGCUGCGGCCUGACGCCUGCCUGUCCUACUGGGACGACUGCGUGGUGCUGACAGCGCUGCUGUGCCAGCAGCUGGGCCUGCCCGGCUGCUCUCCUGCUGCCGUGCGCCUGGCCAAGCAGAAGAGCCGGACCCACCAGCACCUGCAGCGCUGCCGCCAUGGCCGCCCACCCCCUGCCGCCUUCUCCGUGCCGUGCUGCCGGCUGCGCAGCCAUGGUGAUGUGGAGCGGGCAGCAGGAGCUGUGCCAUUCCCCGCCGUGGCCAAGCUGGAGUUCGGGGCAGGGGCAGUGGGCGUGCGGCUGGUGGAGAGCACCGGGCAGUGCCACGCGCACGCGGCACAGCUGUGGCACGACCUGCGCGACGACACUGACCACCCAGGCAUCGGGCUGGGCUGGGGCAACGCCAUGCUGCUGAUGGAGUACGUGCCAGGCACCGAGCACGACGUCGACCUGGUGCUGUUCCAGGGCCGCCUGCUGGGCGCGUGGGUGUCGGACAACGGCCCCACGCGCCUCCCCGCCUUCCUGGAGACGGCGGCCACACUGCCCUCCUGCCUGCCCGCCGACCGGCAGGCCCAGCUGGUGCGGGCGGCCCUGCGCUGCUGCCGGGCCUGCGGGCUGCAGCACGGUGUCUUCAACGUGGAGCUGAAGCUGGGCCCGGCUGGGCCACGCCUGCUGGAGAUCAACCCUCGCAUGGGCGGCUUCUACCUGCGCGACUGGAUCCGCACCGUCUAUGGGCCCGACCUGCUGCUGGCCGCUGUGCUGCUGGCGCUGGGCCUGCCCCCCGUGCUGCCCUCCCGGCCCAUGCCCCGGCAGCAGCUGGCGGGCAUCAUGUGCCUGGCGUCAGAGCACGGCCGGGCCCUGCGCGGUGGCGUCAUGGCGGCCCUGCAGGGCCUGCAGCAGCGAGGCCUGGUGCGCCUCAACCCGCUGUUUGAGGAGGCGGGUGGGCGCUACGAGGAGCCCUGCCUGAGCGUGGCCUGUGCUGGGGACAGCCCCGCGGAGGCCUGUGGGCGGCUGCUGGGGCUGUGCCAGGCACUGGGCAUCGACUCGCCCCAAUACCCCGUCGGCCAUUUCCUCUCACACUUCAAAUAGCCACGGCGCAGGGGGUGGGGGUGCGCGGCCAGGGCUGGGUUUCGCAUCCCCCCAGAUCCUCCCCCAGAGGCCCACAGCCCGAUUUAAUCCCCCUGCCCUCCCUGGGGCUGGGGUGUGGGUUGUGGGCCUGUAGCAACAUGGCGGCCCUACAGCACCCAGUGUGGUACUCAGCUGCAGCGCGGGGGGCUGCAGCAAUGGGGAGAGCCUACAGGAACAGCCCAUGGCAGCAGGCAGAUGUGAGGAACCCCUCCAAUAACCAUUGAGCAUAGGGAGAUCCUGCAGUGACAGGCAAACACGAGCAAACAGUGCAGUAUGAGGAGAGCACACAAUAAGGAAGGACCAUCACGAGGCCCCAUAACAGCAGAUGAGUGCUGGGAGACCCUACAAGAGCACCUGAGUGAAAACAGCAACAGGGACAGCCGUGAUAACAGCACAGAUCCCCUGCAGAAACAGGAGACCCUACAGAAACAGUGGAGCAGGAGGCAGCUGCAGUGAGAACCCUGCAUGGGCAGACCCUGUUUGAACACCCCAUUGCUGGAGGGACCCUACAAUGGGAGAAUCUCCCCAUGUCACACCACCCCGCAAUGAUGCCACGCAGUAACACAGCAUGUCACAGCCACCACCACCACCAGCACCAACAGUGAAGACGUGGCAUCUGCCAGUGGCAGCAAGAGACCCUACAAUAACAACGGUGACAACACAAUAACACACAGCCCAAGUGGCACUCAAAACCCUACAGGAACAGCAGUGACCACAGCAGCUUGUGUAGUGCCUGCAGCCUUCUAACAUGGAGUGCCUGAGACCCUGCUAUCAUGGCAGGGACCCCACAAUAACAUGCAGCCCACGUAGUGCUAUCCUAUAAUAACAGCAGUGACCCUACAGAUAACACAGCCCACGUAGUGCCUGAGAGCUUACAAUAAUAGCAGGGACCCCACAGUAACACGCAGCCCAUGUUGUGCCUGUGACCCUACAAUAACAGCAGUGACCCUACAAAUACCACAGCCUGUGUAGUGCCCGAGACCCCGCUAUCAUGGCAGGGACCCCAAUAACACACAGCUCACGUAGUGACUUAUACCCUGCAGAAACAGCAAAGACCCCACAGUGAUACAGCCCAAGUAGUGCCAGAGACCCUACAAUAACAGAAGCAUCCCCACAGUAACACACAGCCCACGUAGUGCCUGAGACCCCGCAAUAACACAGCAGUGCAGGAGCGGCCUGAUGCCCGGUAUGGGGUCCCUAAUAGGGGUCACCCCCAUUCCAGCCCCCCAGUGCCCCACGACCUAUGGAAGAGGCAUGACCCCAACCCGGGCUGUGUGAGCAGCCCCAGGGCUCUGAGCACCAAUAAAGCCUGCGGAGCACCGAGA